Messenger RNA from Staurois parvus, 360 nucleotides. Lineage: Eukaryota; Metazoa; Chordata; Amphibia; Anura; Ranidae. The record is from the annotation of a GenBank genome assembly.
UCCCUUGGACACAGCGGAUCACUGAUCCACGGAAAGAGCCGAAGAUGUCGGCUCGGUCAUGUGAUCAGCUGUGGCACUGAUGAUCAGUGUGCCCUGAUGAUCAGUGUAGCCCCAGCAGUGCCACCUGUCAGUGUCCAGCAGUGCCAGCUCUCAGUGCUCAUCCAUCCACCUGCCAGUGCCCAUCAGUGCCACAUCAAUGCCACAUAUCAGUGCCUACCAGUGCACAUCAAUGCCACAUAUCAGUGCCCAUCUGAGCUGCCUUUCAGUGUCACCCAUCAGUGCUAGUCAGUGCCAACUAUCAAUGCCAAUCAGUGCCACCUAUCAGUGCCAGUCAGUGCCGCCUAUCAGUGCCAGUCAGUG